This is a messenger RNA of Mesitornis unicolor (brown roatelo), 897 nucleotides long. RefSeq names its product BSD domain containing 1 (gene BSDC1). The annotation marks the transcript as partial. Gene Ontology annotation, cellular component: cytoplasm. The record is from RefSeq and is a predicted model, not a curated record. Lineage: Eukaryota; Metazoa; Chordata; Aves; Mesitornithiformes; Mesitornithidae. The transcript has 7 exons.
UCCACAGAGGCUUUGGAGUUCAUGAAACGGGACCUGGCAGAGUUCACUCAAGUAGUGCAGCAUGACACAGCCUGCACUAUCGCUGCUACGGCCAGCGUGGUCAAGGACAAGCUGGCAAGGACAGAAGGUUCUUCAGGUGCGACUGAAAAGGUGAGGAAAGGCCUCUCUGACUUCCUGGGUGUCAUCUCGGACACGUUUGCGCCUUCACCGGAUAAGACCAUUGACUGCGAUGUUAUAACGCUGAUGGCAACGCCCACAGGUACCACGGAGCCCUACGACAGCGCCAAGGCUCGUCUCUACAGCCUCCAGUCCGACCCAGCCACCUACUGCAACGAACCUGAUGGCCCUGCUGAGCUCCUUGAGGCCUGGCUGGCUCAGUUUAACCUGGAGGAGAAGAAAGGAGAGAUAGCAGAGCUGCUGGCAACCAGCCCUUCCAUCCGGGCGCUCUACACUAAAAUGGUCCCAGUGGCUGUUUCCCACGCUGAAUUCUGGCAGCGCUACUUCUACAAAGUGCAUCGCCUGGAGCAGGAUGAGGCCCGGAGGGAGGCUCUGAAGCAGCGAGCAGAGCAGAGCAUUCACCAAGAGGAGCCAGGCUGGGAGGAGGAUGAAGAGGAGUUCUUGGGGAUGUCACCCCUGCCUUGUGCAAACGUGAAAUUUCCAGAAGCAGCAGAGAAAGAAUCUGCCCCCGCAGCCCUGGAGGGAAACCACCCCACUGCUCCCAAGGGACCCUCAGAUGAAAGCUGGGCCGUCCUCCCUCCAGAGCCUGCCCCAGCAGAGGGGAGCCCCUCGGAGAGCAGUGAGAGCGUCUCCCUUGUGACUCAGAUUGCAAACCCUGCCUCUGUGCCUGCUGCACAGCUACAGACUGGAGCACAACCAGCUGGGGCCGGAGACCUCUCC